Messenger RNA from Dujonia railenensis, 2190 nucleotides. The record is from the annotation of a GenBank genome assembly. NCBI's taxonomy places the organism in Eukaryota, Fungi, Ascomycota, Pichiomycetes, Serinales, Debaryomycetaceae.
AUGUCUUUAGGUCCACUGGAAUUGCCACUGGAUCGUUCCCUGCUGACGCUAACCCCGCAAGACCCCCGAGGAAGGCCCAAGAUGCCGCCAUUGGGAUCGUAUUCCACUUCGUCUAUCACGCAGAGCAAGUUGAAACGCAUCAAUAGUGGAGGUAAUAAUACAAGCAGUGGCAACAGUACUUCAGGAGGUAAUAAACCGUCCCAUGGAAGAUCUUUGUCGCAUAUAUUGGCAUCGCUGAGUAAAAAUAGUAAUUCUUUACAUAGACCAAGUUUGGCUAGAUCUAAAUCUACAGAUGGUUUGACUGGUAAGAAUAAAUCCACUGACAAGAACGGAGUUGCAUUGAAAAGAAAUAAUAGGUCAUUAACUAAACUAACGGGCUUGAAUCCCUUGACCAAAUCCAAUCUGAAUCAACUGAUAAAGUCCAAUAAGUCGAACUCUUCGCUCAAGGGACUCAAUAUGUCUACCUUGAGUGGGUUGAAGAGUAGUAGCAAGAAGGAGAAAGCUAUAUUGAGAUUGAAUGAAGACAAUGAUGAUGACGACGAGUACGAGGACACCGGCAGUCCUCCAGAGGAAAGCAAAGAAGAAAUACGUCAGUCUUCAAACACUUCUGCCAUCGCCAAGGUGGAAGAGGAGCCACACGAACACUCGAAUGGGGGUUACUCAUUCCAAUCUUCGAACGACGAUCUCUCCAACAAUAUAUAUGGUGGUCUGUUGUAUCUAUCACAGUCUACUGGUUUGACGAAGAAGAUAAACGGAAACGAUACCAGUAAUAACAAUAUAGCUGGGAGACUUGCUCCUAUCGAAUCUGAAAACAUCAGUGGCAUCUCGUUUAAUGCUAACCCAAUGGACUCUUCUGUUCGAAAAGUUGCAGAGCCAAUAACAACAACUAAAACUGUAGAAACCAUGAAUUCUUACCAACCCAACCAAAGUAUAUUCAAUAAUUUACAACGAAAGGGACAAAAGUCUGGAAAUACAUCUUCAGGCAAUAAGGGCGGAGACAAUUUCCAAAAUUUCUUGAAGAGUGGCAACGGCGCCGACUCGAGCAGCUCCAGUACUGGUAGUGCCUCAGGUGCAACAGGUACUGCAUCUGCUGGAAAUUCCUCUGCUGUGGGCAGUGGUAGCAAUGCCGGAGCCGGAUCUAGGUCAGGAUCCAAAGCUGGUGCAAGUACUAGCGUUGGAAAUGGUGCUGGAAACGGUUCUUCUGGUGUAGCGGGCCCUUCAUCUCACCACGAAAAUAGGACCCAGCAAAGACUUUGGCUCCAGCGUGAGAAUUCCCUCAUGGAUGUCUCCAACAUUGAGCCUAAAAAUUUGGGAAAUUUUUCCAGCUUGUCGUUGAACAAUCUUAUGUUCAGUCACCAAGGUCACGUUGACCUUCUGCAAUUGGCCAUGAGCCAGAAUGUGGUCACCCCUGGUGGAAAUGCUGGUAACGGGCCAACAUCAUCAGGACCUAUGGGCAGUGGUCCAGUGGGACCAACUACACCAGGUGUCGCUGGUGGGGAUUCUCAAACUUCGCUCUACGGGCUCCUUCUCAACAUUCAAACAAGUUCUCAAAACUCAAUUCAAUCAAGAACAGAAUUCGAAAGAUUAAAUAGAGAAUAUCUUAAUGUCAGAAGGAAUCUAAAUCCAGUGGGAGAGAGUUUAAAUAGGACGCAAGAAUACUUCAAGUCUAGCUCUAUUAACCAGAAAGUUAUCAAGUCUAGAAACCAAAAAAAUAAACUUCCACCAGCCUCACAGUCGGCUUCUUCCUCGACAUCAUCUUCACUGACCCCCGGCGCUGCAGGAGGAAAAGAUUUCACAUCAAGCUUCCACGAAAGAGAAGCAGAUAUAUCAACGUUAGUUAAUAAAAUUUGGCAAGAGGCACUUAUUUCUAACUCAACACAGUCGCAGCAAUCUCCACUCAGAAUAUCCACUCAAAUAGCGCAGCAGCAACAGCAACAGCAGCAGCAGCAACCGUUGCAGCAGCUACAACUGAUUCAACAACUGCAGCAACUGCAGUUUGGUCAACCGAUCUCAGGACCCGGUCAUCUGCCAUUGCAGCUGAGACCUGCCAACCAAAGAUUGCAAUCGUACACUCAGUCAAAUUACAGUAACUUGAGAAACCCGCAGACUCCUACUACAAGGGCUGUGAAAUUGGCAUCCGUUUCUCAACAGAGCUUUAAGAAAAAUGAUCAUCUGGUCAACCUAGCAUAA